This is a messenger RNA of Chenopodium quinoa (quinoa), 1216 nucleotides long. RefSeq names its product epoxide hydrolase A-like. The coding region runs from base 1 to 1080 and encodes 359 amino acids. Lineage: Eukaryota; Viridiplantae; Streptophyta; Magnoliopsida; Caryophyllales; Amaranthaceae. The transcript is spliced from 3 exons. The record is from RefSeq and is a predicted model, not a curated record. Gene Ontology annotation, molecular function: hydrolase activity.
AUGAUGAUAGUGCGUAGAAUUAUCAACUUCUGCUCCUCUAUCGUUUAUAAAACAGCCCACUUUUUCCCAAUAAGACCACAACAAACAAACCAAACAAAAAACUUGAGAACAAAAAAAAUGGCGGAAAUCUCUGGAAUCAAACACCGUACAAUUCAUGUCAACGGCAUAAACAUGCACAUAGCAGAGAAAGGUGACGAGGGGGCUCCUAUAGUGUUAUUCAUCCACGGCUUUCCGGAGCUGUGGUACACUUGGAGGCACCAAAUAGAGGGCAUCUCCGCAAUGGGAUACCGCGCCGUAGCCCCCGAUAUGAGGGGCUACGGCGACACGGAUGCCCCAACCGAUGCCCGUAGUUACACGUACGGGCAUCUAGUUGGGGACUUAAUUGGGUUGAUCGAUGAACUAAAGGCUGAAAAAGUUUUUGUUGUUUCUCAUGAUUGGGGUGCUGUGGUUGCGUGGUGGUUGUGCCUUUUUCGGCCUGAUCGUGUUAAGGCGGCUGUCAAUAUGAGUGUGCCUUUUGCUCCCAGGAAUCCUAAGAUGAAGCCAAUUGAUAUGCUUCGUGCUGGUUAUGGGGAUGAUUACUAUAUUUGCCGUUUUCAGGUACCUGGAGAAAUAGAGGGUGAAAUAACGGAAGCUGGUGGUGCAGACAAGCUACUGAAGAAGGUGUUUGCUUAUCGCAACCCUGCUCAAUUCAUGUUGCCUAAAGGACAGUCGGCCUUCAGUGAGGUUCCCCCUUUCCCCAACUGGUUGUCUGAGGCUGAUGCUGCUUAUUACUGUGAUACAUUCUCGCGUACUGGCUUCACUGGAGGACUUAACUAUUACCGCGCUCUAAAUCUAAAUUGGGAAAUAACAGCACCAUGGACAAGAGCACAAGUGAAAGUACCAGUGAAGUUCAUAGUGGGAGAUUUGGAUCUGACAUAUAAUGCUCCAGGUGUGAAGGAUUAUAUUCACAAAGGUGGAAUGAAAAGGGAUGUGCCACUUUUAGAGGAUGUGGUUGUUCUUCAAGGAGUUGGUCAUUUUCUUCAAGAAGAACAGCCUGAUGUGAUUACCAAGCAUAUUUAUGACUUCAUCAACAAAUUUUAAGGCUGGCUUUUCAUUUGUAAUGGCUUCUUUUGUUUGUGUUGCUUGUUCAUUUCUUUUGGGUCUCUAGUUUCCUAUGUUGCCUUCUAAUAAUUGAAGAAAAUUCUAUUAGAAAGGAAGUUACUACUAGUCUUGUAUA